CCCGAAGGGAGGCAGGAAGACAGACUCGUGGUACUGGGAUUGAUGAUCGCCAGGAGAGUUCCAUGAUGCCCCUCUGAACAUUUGAUUACUAUUUAUUUAUUCUACGAGGAGAAUUGUGAAAGGAAUAUGCCAUCUGUUAAUUUCAGUAACAGCCGCAGGCAAUUCAAGUUGCCGGUAAUCAGAAUGUCUUCUGGGAACUACCAUGACAAGAUUCUCUGGAAAAGACCGCAGCAUUCCGACUCGUUUAUCUCUCCUGGUUCCUUCCUUUCUUCAUUGAGAAAGAACCCGAAUUUUCGUCCUUAUACCUACUGGCACCUCGUAUCACUCUCACUUUCUGUCACACAACACCUUGCAAUGAUCUUCAUAUUUAUUUCCGUCUUUGUGCGAUUAAAGGAACGUACCUUGGACCCGAGGCUCCUUGUUUGGAUCGCUUCUACAUGUUUCAUCCUGGGUUAUGUUACCUGGCAAGUCCUCGACUGCCUCUGCAAAAGGCCGAGACAGGGGCAUGCCGACCGUGCUAAGAAUGUAAAGUCAUCAAUCCUGAUAUUCCUCUCGUUGAUGUCCUUGUCGCCCGUGCUGAGGACCCUAACGGCCGCCACGUCUUCCGACUCGAUAUGGGCACUAUCUGCCUCACUCUUCAUGCUCAAUGCCGUUCUAGCUGAUUACAGCAGUUCAGUCACUCUCUACGGACCGGUAAACGAGAGGUUGACAUCGGUGCUGUCCAUGAAUGCUGCGAUAUCCUCAUCCGUCGUACUGGCCUCACGUUUGCCGGAUGAUCCUGCUGUGUUUGCGUUGAUUCUUUUCUCGGUUCAGGCAUUUGCCUUGUUUCCGAUUUUACGUCGCCGUCUCCAGACAUGUACUGUUGUUUUUCGCGCGGUCUUCACAUGGUGUUUAUCACUAGCGGCAAUCAUCUUGACGAUGCCAUUAUCCCAAAGUGUCGCUUGGCUGUACACCGUGGUGCUGUCUUUUGUUUCUUUAGUGGCUCCCGCAGUACUAGUCUGGGCGCAAAAAUAUAAAAAUGAAAUCAGAGGAUCAUGGGAUGUUGCCGUUCCCCGAGUCAACGAGAGCUAGAUCUAGUGUCUAGCUCUCAGAGGGAGGUCUUCACGUCACUUUUUUCAUCAGAAGGCUCGGUGAAUGAGGGCGCUGUCGCUCGUGGUCGGCGCAUG
Guyanagaster necrorhizus is the source of this 1166-nucleotide messenger RNA. Its product is annotated as phosphatidylinositol N-acetylglucosaminyltransferase. NCBI's taxonomy places the organism in Eukaryota, Fungi, Basidiomycota, Agaricomycetes, Agaricales, Physalacriaceae. Gene Ontology annotation, biological process: GPI anchor biosynthetic process. The record is from RefSeq and is a predicted model, not a curated record. Gene Ontology annotation, cellular component: glycosylphosphatidylinositol-N-acetylglucosaminyltransferase (GPI-GnT) complex; membrane. The transcript is spliced from 8 exons. Bases 127 to 1071 code for a protein of 314 amino acids.